AUGCUAGAAAUUACGUGCAAAGGUUCGCCCUACGAGAUAGGCUACCAACACGGCACCCAAGCGUCCUCUCAAAUCAGCGGCAGCAUAUCUUUUUACAGCAACCUCUUCCAACAAACCGCAAAACUCUCAUGGCCUCAAGUGCAACAAACAGCUCUAGAAUUCGAAGAAGUAAUACAGCAAAACUGGCCACAAUAUCUAGAAGAAAUGAAAGGAAUAGCAGAAGGAGCUCAAAAGACUCUUGCUGAUAUCAUUGCCUUGAAUGUACGCACAGAGAUCAACUUUGGAUUGUUUAGUGAUGGGUGUACUGCGUUAUCUUGGUUGCAUGAUGAGUCUAGUAUUUUGGCGCAGAAUUGGGAUUGGAUGACCGAACAGAAACAAAAUCUUGUUCUCAUGACUAUUCACCAGCCAAACAAACCCACCAUAAAAAUGGUCACAGAAGCAGGUCUCAUCGGUAAAAUCGGUUUGAACUCUGCAGGUGUGGGUGUAUGUCUCAAUGCCAUCAGAGCAAAAGGCAUGGAUAAGACGCGAAUGCCAUGUCAUCUUGGCCUGCGUGCAGUGCUAGAGAGCAACUCCUGCAAAGAAGCACUUGACACUCUCGAGAAAUAUGGUAUAGCGUCUUCAUGCCAUAUGUUGGUGGCAGACUCGAACGGUAGUAUGGGACUGGAGUGGAGUUACAAGGAUCUGCAAGUCCUGAAGGAGAAUGAGAAGAAACAGGUCUUCCACUCGAACCACUAUCUUGUACCGCAUCCGGGGGUAUACGACACAGUGUGGCUGGAGGACAGCAAGUUCAGAAUCAAAAGAAUCCAGGAGAUAUGUGAUGAGCUGGGUCGCUCGCCGACACUGGAAGAGGUGCAAGGGCUGUUCAAGGAUGAGAAAAACUACCCAUUUGCCAUAUGUCGGGCCCAAGAGCAAGGCAACCAUUCUGGAACUCUGUUCAACAUCGUCAUGGACUUGAAGGCGAGAAAGGCUUCGGUGAUACUCGGAAGGCCAGUCACACCGGAAGGGAUUUAUGAGAUAAGCUUUUGA
Molecule: messenger RNA, 1026 nt
Organism: Aureobasidium melanogenum CBS 110374
Lineage: Eukaryota; Fungi; Ascomycota; Dothideomycetes; Dothideales; Saccotheciaceae
Product: AAT-domain-containing protein
Exons: 3
Coding region: 1-1026 (341 amino acids)
Source: RefSeq, a predicted model, not a curated record